AUGAUGCGUGGGGACAGGAAUUCGGCGCACGGCGCGGUGCAGAGCCUGAGCGCCUUCGACGUGCAGAACCGCUACGGGCGGCGCGCUCUGAGCCGCUUGUUCGAGCUGAUGCGCACAAAAGGGGCGGACAGCACCGCGGGCGUCGCCUUCUCGUUCGUCGGCCCGCGCCGGGGGCGGGCGAGCACCGCCGGCAAGAGGCACUGGCCGAGCUGGGUCAGGUUCUGCGACGAGGCGUCGAAGGCGCUCGCGGGCGUGGGCAUCAACCUGGACACGGAGGACAAGUACGACGAGUCGUUCCGGGAGUCGCACAACCUGAACGUCUUCCUGAACCGCAUCCUCAUGAUCUUUGGACCCGGGGCUGCAGAACGCGCUGUUCGACGCCGUGGCGGAGAUCUACGUGGAGCAGGUGGGCGCGGACCGGGCAGACGGCCUCUUCGACGGCGGGCUGGAGUCACUGGACCGCCAGGGCUCGGGCCGCGCCUCGGUGACCGUGGCGCACCGCGAGGUGCUCUACGAGGACCCUGA
Molecule: messenger RNA, 525 nt
Organism: Prorocentrum cordatum
Lineage: Eukaryota; Dinophyceae; Prorocentrales; Prorocentraceae
Source: the annotation of a GenBank genome assembly